This is a messenger RNA of Mastomys coucha (southern multimammate mouse), 11073 nucleotides long. RefSeq names its product neuronal cell adhesion molecule (gene Nrcam). NCBI's taxonomy places the organism in Eukaryota, Metazoa, Chordata, Mammalia, Rodentia, Muridae. Gene Ontology annotation, molecular function: cell-cell adhesion mediator activity. Gene Ontology annotation, biological process: brain development; cell-cell adhesion. Bases 608 to 4516 code for a protein of 1302 amino acids. The record is from RefSeq and is a predicted model, not a curated record. The transcript is spliced from 33 exons.
UCGGGAGGGGCCUGAGCGCGACGCUGGGUAUCGCCGGGAGCGGAGGGCGGGAGUGGCGGGGACGCGCGCUUCUCCUGGGUCGCUGGCGGACGCGCGCUGCAGUUCGAGCCUCAGACGCGCGGGCGCGAGGGACCGUGCGGGAACAGAGACUGGGGCAGCUGCAGGCGACAGCUUCGGAGCUUCGGAAACACGCACGACAGCUGCGCUCCAAGGUCUUGGGCAGUAGCGCCCCGGCAGGGAGGUGGGCGCGGCACGAAAAACGAAUUUUUGUGACAUUCACCAGUGAAACCCAGUAGCCCUGUUUGCUGCAGGCUUCUUACCAAGGCUGCUCUCAGCUGUUGACAUCACCCUGAGAAAAGGUGAGCUUCAGAAACCAGGGAAGCAUUGGGAGGCUCCUGACACCGAGGAUCUUCUGAAGAGCAAUGCUAAGACAACCUUUGGCUUAAGGAAUUAAAACGAAAUACCACUUCUUCAGGUAAGAAGACCUACUUCAAAGUCCCCUGCAUGAAAAAUUAUUUAAACGCCGCACACAAAUCCUCUGUGAAGGAAGAAAAGGAAAUUCCGUGCGUGGGUCUCAGCAGGAGUGCAGCUGAUACAGCUUCAAAUAAUGCUGAAGAAGCAGCACAUAUGUGCAGGCAGAGUGCCCCUGAUUCUCUUCCUGUGCCAGAUGAUCAGUGCUUUGGAUGUUCCUCUUGAUCCAAAGCUCCUUGAUGACUUGGUACAACCUCCAACCAUCACUCAACAGUCACCAAAAGACUACAUUAUUGACCCUCGGGAGAAUAUUGUAAUCCAGUGUGAGGCCAAAGGAAAACCUCCUCCAAGCUUUUCCUGGACUCGUAAUGGAACUCAUUUUGACAUAGACAAGGACCCUCUGGUCACCAUGAAGCCUGGCUCGGGAACCCUUGUCAUCAACAUCAUGAGUGAAGGGAAAGCAGAGACCUAUGAAGGCGUCUACCAGUGCACUGCAAGGAAUGAGCGCGGAGCUGCCGUCUCCAAUAACAUUGUUGUCCGCCCGUCUAGGUCGCCCUUGUGGACCAAGGAAAGACUUGAGCCAAUCAUACUUCGAAAUGGUCAGUCAUUAGUACUUCCAUGUAGGCCUCCAAUUGGAUUACCACCAGCCAUAAUAUUUUGGAUGGAUAAUUCCUUCCAGAGACUUCCACAGAGUGAGCGGGUUUCCCAAGGACUAAACGGAGACCUUUACUUCUCCAAUGUCCUCCCAGAGGACACUCGUGAAGACUAUAUCUGCUAUGCCAGAUUUAAUCACACUCAAACCAUCCAGCAGAAGCAGCCUAUUUCUUUGAAGGUGAUUUCAGUGGAUGAAUUGAAUGACACUAUAGCUGCUAAUUUGAGUGACACUGAGUUUUAUGGUGCUAAAUCUAGUAAAGAGAGGCCACCAACAUUUCUAACUCCAGAGGGCAAUGAAAGCCACAAAGAGGAGUUAAGAGGAAACGUGCUUUCGCUGGAGUGCAUUGCAGAAGGCCUACCUACUCCAAUUAUUUACUGGAUCAAAGAAGAUGGAACGCUUCCUGUCAACCGGACGUUUUAUCGGAACUUUAAGAAAACUUUGCAGAUCAUUCAUGUUUCCGAAGCAGACUCUGGAAAUUAUCAGUGCAUAGCAAAAAAUGCAUUAGGAGCCGUCCAUCACACCAUUUCUGUCACAGUUAAAGCGGCUCCCUACUGGAUCGUGGCACCUCAAAACCUUGUGCUUUCCCCGGGCGAGAAUGGGACCCUCAUCUGCAGAGCUAAUGGCAACCCGAAACCCAGAAUUAGCUGGUUAACAAAUGGAGUCCCAGUAGAAAUUGCUCUCGAUGACCCCAGCAGAAAAAUAGAUGGCGAUACCAUUAUAUUUUCAAAUGUUCAAGAAAGCUCAAGUGCGGUUUAUCAGUGCAAUGCCUCUAACAAAUAUGGAUAUUUACUAGCAAACGCAUUUGUAAAUGUGCUCGCUGAACCACCUCGGAUCCUCACAUCAGCAAACACACUGUACCAGGUCAUUGCAAACAGGCCUGCUUUGCUAGAUUGUGCCUUCUUUGGGUCUCCUAUGCCUACCAUUGAGUGGUUUAAAGGAACUAAAGGAAGCGCUCUUCAUGAAGACAUUUAUAUUUUACAUGAUAAUGGAACAUUAGAAAUUCCUGUGGCCCAAAAGGAUAGUACUGGGACUUAUACUUGUGUAGCACGGAAUAAAUUAGGGAUGGCAAAGAAUGAAGUUCACUUGGAAAUCAAAGAUCCAACCAGGAUCAUUAAACAACCUGAAUAUGCAGUCGUCCAGAGGGGAAGCAAGGUGUCCUUUGAAUGCAAAGUGAAACAUGACCACACCUUAAUCCCUACUAUUAUGUGGCUGAAGGACAAUGGAGAGCUGCCCAAUGAUGAAAGGUUCUCCACUGACAAGGAUCAUCUGGUGGUAUCUGAUGUAAAGGAUGACGAUGGCGGGACCUACACGUGUACGGCCAACACAACGCUGGACAGUGCUUCGGCCAGCGCUGUGCUCAGGGUUGUCGCUCCUACUCCAACUCCAGCCCCUAUUUACGAUGUCCCGAAUCCUCCCUUUGAUUUAGAACUGACCAAUCAACUUGACAAAAGUGUUCAGCUGACAUGGACCCCAGGCGAUGACAACAAUAGCCCCAUUAAAAAAUUCAUCAUUGAGUAUGAAGAUGCGAUGCAUGAGGCAGGGCUGUGGCGCCACCAGGCUGAAGUUUCUGGCACGCAGACCACGGCCCAACUGAAGCUGUCUCCCUAUGUGAACUACUCCUUCCGGGUCAUGGCAGAGAACGGCAUUGGGAGAAGUAUGCCAAGUGAGGCAUCAGAGCAGUAUCUUACAAAAGCCGCAGAACCAGAUCAGAAUCCCACGGCUGUGGAAGGACUAGGGACAGAGCCGGACAACUUGGUGAUCACGUGGAAGCCCCUGAAUGGUUUUCAAUCGAAUGGGCCCGGCCUCCAGUACAAAGUGAGCUGGCGCCAGAAAGAUGGUGAUGAUGAAUGGACGUCUGUGGUUGUGGCCAAUGUAUCCAAAUACAUUGUUUCUGGCACACCAACCUUUGUCCCAUACCUGAUAAAAGUUCAAGCUCUGAAUGAUGUGGGGUUUGCUCCAGAGCCAGCUGCAGUCAUGGGGCAUUCUGGAGAAGAUCUUCCAAUGGUGGCUCCUGGAAAUGUGCAUGUCAACGUGGUGAACAGUACCUUGGCAGAGGUACACUGGGACCCGGUUCCUCCCAAGAGUGUCCGGGGACACUUACAAGGCUAUCGGAUUUACUACUGGAAGACUCAGAGCUCAUCUAAAAGAAACAGACGCCACAUUGAAAAGAAGAUCCUCACCUUCCAGGGCAGCAAGACUCACGGCAUGCUGCCAGGGCUACAACCAUACAGUCACUAUGCUCUCAACGUCCGAGUGGUCAACGGGAAAGGGGAAGGCCCAGCCAGCACAGACAAAGGCUUCCAUACACCAGAGGGAGUCCCUAGUGCUCCUUCAUCUUUGAAAAUUGUUAAUCCUACAUUGGACUCUCUCACUUUGGAAUGGGACCCGCCAAGCCACCCAAAUGGCAUCCUGACUGAGUACAUCUUAAAAUACCAGCCAAUUAACAACACACAUGAAUUAGGCCCUCUGGUAGAUUUAAAAAUUCCUGCCAACAAGACCCGCUGGACUUUGAAAAAUUUAAAUUUCAGCACUCGGUAUAAGUUCUAUUUCUAUGCACAAACAUCAGUGGGGUCAGGCAGUCAGAUCACAGAGGAGGCGAUAACAACUGUGGACGAAGGUAAGAAGGCUGGUAUUCUUCCACCUGAUGUAGGUGCAGGCAAAGUCCGUGCGGUAAAUCCCAGGAUCAGCAAUGUGAGUGCCGCAGCUGCUGAGACGUAUGCCAAUAUCAGUUGGGAGUAUGAGGGACCAGAGCAUGUGAAGUUUUAUGUUGAAUAUGGUGUAGCAGGCAGCAAAGAAGAAUGGAGGAAAGAGAUUGUAAAUGGUUCUCGGAGCUUCUUUGGGUUAAAGGGUCUAAUGCCAGGAACAGCAUACAAAGUUCGAGUUGGUGCUGAGGGGGACUCUGGUUUUGUGAGUUCAGAGGAUGUGUUUGAGACAGGACCAGCAAUGGCAAGCCGACAAGUGGAUAUUGCGACCCAAGGCUGGUUCAUAGGUCUAAUGUGUGCCGUUGCCCUCCUCAUCUUAAUUUUGCUGAUUGUUUGCUUCAUCAGAAGAAACAAGGGUGGUAAAUAUCCAGUUAAAGAAAAGGAGGAUGCUCACGCAGACCCUGAAAUCCAGCCCAUGAAGGAAGAUGAUGGAACAUUUGGAGAAUACAGUGAUGCAGAAGAUCACAAGCCUUUGAAAAAAGGAAGUCGAACACCUUCAGACAGGACUGUGAAAAAGGAAGAUAGUGAUGAUAGUCUCGUUGACUAUGGAGAGGGGGUGAAUGGCCAAUUCAACGAGGAUGGCUCCUUUAUUGGACAAUACAGUGGUAAGAAAGAGAAAGAGCCAGCAGAGGGAAACGAAAGCUCAGAGGCCCCUUCUCCUGUCAACGCAAUGAACUCCUUUGUUUAAGUCUUUAAGCUCUGUGCCAAUGUCCCAUCUCUCUGGAAUGGCUAUCCUGAACACUUGUCAUCUCUCUCAUACUAUGGACAUAUGGGUAGAAAGAGUGUUUUCUGCAGUAUAUGAGUCUUAUGAGAACAGAGCGAGAACAUGACUCAGUCAGAUGAUACGUUGAUAUGAACUGGGGUGCAAAGCACAUACUUCUUUUGUUCAGAGUGGGUUUUCUCCAUUUCCUUGGAACCGAUUAAAAAGAAAUACAACACCAUCAAUAGAUUACAUUAUUCCCUGUGCGGGAUACAAUUCAAUAAGAUGCAUGAAACAUGCUGCACAGAGGACACACCUGUGUAUGUGAUUGCGAUGUGGUUGGGUACUUUGUUGACACUAUCCUCAGCUGAACCCUAAAUAUGAAUUCCGUUGUCAUUGUGGAGAGUGUUGCUGUAGUGUUCUCUAGAGCUUCAAUGUCUCUGUGGACAUUGUUGUGAAACUUGUGACUAUGUCUAGCUGUUGUUAGUCUUUUUGAGAGACUGUUAGGAACAGUAUGUACAGUAUAUACUUGCUACAUGAGUUACUUCUGACAGUUGCAUCUGCUAAUGCUCGCCAAGACUCUGUCAUGUGUGGGUUUGCUCCCGCCACUUCCUAGGUUUCUUAACCUGCCGGGUUUCAGAGCAGCAGAUUUCCACUUACUACACUAUCUAUGCUCAGUCCUUUGGGGGCAUAAACAUUGCGUAUUGUGACACCUUCUGGAAUGUAUGCCAUACUCAAAGAGUUGAAGUCAAAGCUCUCAAGUGAAAUUUUAAAUUUUAGUCCAGAAAGCACAGGGUGAGACACACACAGUGCCUUCAGACAAUAAGCGUUCCCUGACUCCCGUGCUCUGUAUCGGCCAGUGUGGGCAACCCCCUCCUAAGCUACUAUUGUCGUUGGAAAGGACAUUUUUCAAAGGCAGAGAUAAUGCAAACCGUAGCGCGGAAAACUGUGAACAUAUGAACAAGUUUAUUUGAAAGGGCUUUUUCUUCACAAAUAUCAAACCCAAAGCUCUGUCAUUGGCUGGAGCACAUGAUGGUUUUGUGGUCUUUGGUGGUUUCUAGCCAAACAAGUCAAGUUGAAAAAGGGAAAUGAUAUGGUUGGAAAUGGGUAGAAAAACCAAAUGAUGGCAGAAGUGAAAGCAUACAACAGCAUGCCAAAAGUACUAGAUUAUUCACUCUGCCUAGACAAGCUCUCAAAUUCCGCAGCACUCAGCAAUGUGUACGCAAAUUGCAACAGGCACAGUCCAGAAUCUGAGAAGUCUGACUAGCGCUUCAUUAGGCCAGCAGUCAAAGGGAUCACACCUACAGUCUAAAGAACAAAUACAUAUAUCCUAUCAUAGCCAUAAGCAAUGUGUGUGAAAUGGCUUACCUCCAAAAUAGAAAUCUAUGACAGCCUAUGGUUGAAGGAACGCUCAAUUUCAGUUGCCAACAAAUUGGUUUCUCAUAACUUGCAUCAAGUUUAAUUUUAAGUAAAGCCUUUUAUAUGUAGGUAUUCUGUUGAAUUUGUAAAUAUACUUAAAGUGUAGAAGCUAUAUGCUCAUAGGUGUUACGUGCAAAUAAACACGCAAGCAAUGUUUAUGUUCUCCCGUGUGAGAAGUAAACUCAUUGAUGAAUGUAGUAUGUGAGACCAGAACAAAUGCCUUUCAUGGAAUUUUGGAUUUUAGUUUUGUUUUUUUUUUUGUUUUUUGUUUUUUGUUUUUGUUUUUGUUUUCACUCUACUUUUGGCUGUGAAACUGAAAUAGUGAACUUUUUUUUUUUAACCACCUCUUCAGCCUGUUGCUGGCUGACAUCCUCAGCAUUUUGCCAAUAGAGUGCUUAAGGAUUUGUCAUCUGAUGUGCACAGGCUCAGCUUGUUUUCAAAGUGAUCCCCAAAUGAAGUGGCGCUAAAUACUCUCACCUCUUCAUAUUUAUUCUCCAUGAUCGAAAAUACAAAAAUAACAGGACAGUCUUGCCUCUGCUUCAGAAAGCACAAAGACAAAAGCUACUUUCAAAUUCGUCAAUGUCAUCAGUGGAAAAUGAAUGUAAAGUUUCUGCUCUUCAAUAACUAUGGAUGUUAAGUUUCCCUGUGCGUGGAACAGCCACGUCUGUAGAUAACCACAGGCGUUCUGUUAAAAGUGAAAGAUUCAGUGUGGUUUUAAAGCCCCUCCCUCUCUGUGCUUAGUCAUGUUCCUGGUGGGGUGCGGGUGUGUAGCAGGUGUACUGGGGCAGGACAAUGCCGCUGGACUUUCACCUGAAAAGUAACUGGUGAGUUUUAGCUUCUUCAAGCCUGUACUUCCAAAGAUUUUUGAAGAAAUUGUGACAUUUUUGUUUCAUUUUUAAAAGACUUAGGACUUUAUCACAAAAGUAAAAAAUCAGAAUUAGUGAGAUAGCAAAAUCAGGAACUUUUAACUGAAAGGUUAGUUAAGCAGGGAGAGGUAGCAAUGGUCCUUUGAAAACAGCUGAACAAGUCUAGUUCUUUGUCGUGUCUCAAAAAAUGCCCGAUUGUUGGUGCCCUGUCCAUACAACCAGUGCAGACCUCCUAGCUCCUUAGCCACGGCUAAUUUGUAUUUCUCAUCAUGGCUGUUGAUGAGAGAGUUUGAACACUCAUACAUAUUACACAUAUGUCAUCUGCUUCCUUCUCUCCACCUUCAUUCUUCCGUCUCCAAGCUGUAUAGCUGUGCAAACAUCCAAGCCUACAAUUAUCCACAUUGCACCACCUGCCCCUUAUUCACGGGCCCGUGGUCCCAGAAGUGCAUCCCGGAGACCGACCUGCCUUGCGCUCUCAGAGUUAUUUAGAUAACAUGCUAUGAAAUGAGUCGGAGAUGUCAUAAAGAGCUCAGGAUUCCUCUCCCAGAGAACAUGUUGGUUGCUGUCUCAGGCCCUCCCUUCUCUGUCCUCAGUGUGGGGCCAAAGGAACAAACCUUAGCUUCGUUCUACAUCAUGACACUGCUCCGUGGCAACAGGGCCUUUGAAACUUUAAGCGUAGCCUCAAAAAUGAUCUUGUUGUUAUAAACAGGUAUAAACCAUCUUCUUCACGGGGUUUUAAUGGCCUUCGAGGUGAGGGGAGUCGAGGAACUCAGGGAUUUUUAGCCACAGAAAGAAUUCACUUCCACUUGAGACGUUUCUACAGCUGACCACCAGAGGGCGCCGGCGCUUCAUACUGUGUAGAAGAAACGUGCUAGAGAAAGCGGACUAAGGACACUGAAUCGGUUUGGAUAAUUAAAUGAUGACCUGAUGGUGCAGAAAAUGAUCGCCUACUCCUACUAGGGAAAUGAGAUUGCAGGUCUCCCUAGUGAGUUCACAGCUCCAGAGCGGAAGCAUGAGUAUAUGAGCCUUUUGCAUAGUUUUUUUUUCUCUUAAUUGGGCCUAGGUGAGUCAGGGGAAGAGUUGCCCCCAAUCCACUGAUCCACUGGCCAUGUUUGUUAGGUGUGUGUGUGUGUGUGUGUGUGUGACGAUAAGGGAACUUUAAAAUGGCCUCACCUCCUUUCUUUAAGGAUACUAUUUUUAUCUGCCACCAAUGGUUUGAUAUUUUAUUAUUUGAAUAGAACACACACAAAAGUAGUUUAAACACUACACUCAGCUCUUAUGAUUCACUUAGGAGACGGGGAGAGAAAAGCAGAAACUAUCACCGCAGUAUUUGUACUGAGUAGUGGCUCAGUGGGGUGGAAAGAUCAGUCCCAGAGAGAAAUAAGGAUUCAUAUUCCAACCCCACCAUCAGCCAGCAGUGUGGCCUGCAGGAACGCCUUCUCUCGCCAUUCCCUAAACAUUCAGACAAUGGUGGGGCAGAUAGUGUCUAGUAUGCCUUUCUAGUUUAACCCUGCGUGUCCUAGUCACAAAGCAAAACAAUCUGAGCAUUUGCUAAAGCCAGGAACAAACACAAGCCAAACCAGGUGUGAGUCCUGCUCCUGUGUGGCCCGGAGCCUAGGUUCCGAGACAGCUAUACUCAAAUGGCUUCCUGCAUGGGCGCGAGUCCUCACUUAGGUAAGAGCUCAGAGGGGUAAGCAUAAGUAGUAAUAGUGCUGUCCACCUUGGUAUGGUGGUCAGGAAAGUGACUCGGAGGAAGGAAGUGUACCCUGAUAGGAGAAAGUCAAGGAGAAGCUGUAGAAAAUCAAGGGGGGCAACGCUGGCAAGCAAGGUCUCCAUGCUUGCCCAGAUACAGAGGCCAGGCUAUGCCGGGUCUGAGGAUCAUGUGACAAGAAUCUACACUUAGUCAAGACGCAAUGAAAAUUGAAGAACUUCUAUGAUUAAGAGCGCAAGAUUAAGCCAUGGGGCCCAGAGGAAACUGCCAAGAAGAAUAGGAGCUAGAGGGCUGAGGAUGACACGAGAGCCAGAAACUCUCAAUGUAGUGCCUGGGAGCAGGAGAGCGCCCUCUGCAGGAGACCAGUUACCAGGCGCUUGAUGUCGCUGCAAAGCAGGAAGUAGAAGUGAGGGAAAGACCGUUGCAGGAAUGAAAGUCAGAUGUGUCUGCCAGGGCCUGGACACCUCCCCACUGACAGAUGUCCACCCAUUAGUCACCCCUGUCUCUUCUUUUCUGGCUGUCUACUGUCUUUCAAACAGCUCAGGUAUCUCUGAGACAAACAGGCUUUUGCAUCAGUCUCCAAUGCUUCCGUUAUCAGCCGUCCUCCAAGUUUCAUGGUUAAAAUGGUUGAAAUAAUAGCAGAAGCAGUAUAUGGGGAUAAUUGUAAAAGCCACCACUGGCCAGACAGUACAUUCUUUUGUUCCUUCUAUGGCUGUAAAAUUCCCCAGUCCUGCUCAGCGUGUCCUGUAGACUGAGUCUUUCUUCAGCUCUAAGUGUGUGACUCAUUAUCUCAGCAGGUGACUCAAACAAAACAGAAUCUUUCCAUCAGACAUUAUCAGCUGGCUCAUUGAAAUCUCCUGCCAGUAUUACAAACUCAAUUCUUGUUUACCCUGGCCCACAAAGUCUUUAUUUUCAUUAUCUGAACUGUGGCUUGACCGUCACUAGGAAAAACCACAGAUGAUUCUAAUGUGUAGCCAAAGUGGAAACUGGUGUAGGCAAGAUUAUCCUGUGCUACUGUGCAAGUAGUCAGGUGACAGUAUUUUAAAUAGGUUCCUCAACACAGCCCAAGGGUGGAUUUCAAAUUCUCUUCUAUGCUCCACAUAAAAUGAAUCUAGAGAGAAUAGACCCCUCCUCAUAUAUUGCUGAUGGGAAUAUAAAAUGGUUCAGCCACUUUGGAAAAGAGUUUAGCAAUUUUUUAAAAUGUUGAAUGUAAAUUUACUGUGUGACCACAAUUCAACUCAUAAGUCUAGACCCAAGAGAAAUGAAAACCUACAUCUAGCCACAGGCUUGUGCAUACAUGUUCAGAAAGUAUCAACCGUAACACCUAGAAAACAACCCCAGUGGCUAUGAGCAGACAGGAGCUGAACAGAGAGUACAUCAUAUGCAUAGAUGGGAUAGCUGCACAGUCAGAUGGAACACUAUUGACAAGUUGUAUAAUGGAUUGAUGCAUACAACAGUGGGAGGACCUCCCAAAACAUCAAAAUUUAAAAGUCAAGCACAAAGCCUGAUAUUCUAAUUUACCUGAUUGUCCAAAAAGGCAAACCUGUGAAAACCUGAGGUAGCUUAGUGUCUCCAGCUGAAGGAGGUGGAGGCAAGAUUAACUUCAAAGCUGGGCAAUGGUGGUGCACACCUUUAAUCCCAGCACUUGGAGACAGAGCCAGCCAGAUUUCUGAGUUCAAGGCUAGCCUGGUCUACAGAGUGAAUUCCAGGACAGCCAGGGCUACACAGAGAAACCCUGUCUCAGGGGAGUGGGGGAAAGAUUAACUUCAAAUUGGUGUGAGGGCUCAUCCUGGAGUACGAAAAAAUUCUUGAGUUUUAUGGUAAAAAACAAGUGAAUUAUGAUAUGAAGUUACACUUCAGUAAAGCUUAUAUUGGUCUGAAGAGUGAGUAGAGUUCUGUAUAAAUGAGGUUUGGGAUGAGUACAUCCCCACAGCAUGGACCUGUCUCUUCCUGUUUCUUCAAGGAUGCUGCAAGGCCAUCAACUCCAGAUGUUCCCCCUAGAACAGCCCCAUCACUUGGUAGAAUCACAUUCCUUGGCUGCUCUAAUUGGUAGGAAUAGGAAUGACUUAGCUUUGACAUUAUAGGAAGAAAACAGGUACUGUUCAUAACAAAACAACAACAAACUUCAAAUAGUUCAAAUGCCCAUAAUAGAUAAGUGGCUAUACAAAUUCUAAAAUGUGUACCACUUUCAGACCAUGAAUCAGCAGUAAGUACCAACCCUGGGUGCAAGUGUCUCUGCCACUGAGUGAAAGGAACCAGACACAGAGGUUUUGUUCGUAUGAAACAUUGGGGCAGGGAGAACUACUGUACAAGGAAAGGGAGCAGAUGUGUGACUGUCGGGGAGAAGUUUGCAGAGUAAUUUACCUCUGAGAUGCCAAGAGAACUUAUACAGAUGAUGGAAGGAAUCCAUAUUUCAAUUGUGAGGGUAGUUAUAGGAGAAUUUGUUCAUCAGGACCCAAAACUAUAUGCUUAAAGUAAGUGUGCUUUGUUAUAUAUGUUGUAUCUCAAUAAAUUUGAUUUUGAAAGGAAAAUAAACUGGACAAAAGUGA